Messenger RNA from Symbiodinium sp. CCMP2592, 2379 nucleotides. The record is from the annotation of a GenBank genome assembly. NCBI's taxonomy places the organism in Eukaryota, Dinophyceae, Suessiales, Symbiodiniaceae.
AUGUCCACCAAGAAAAAAGUCCGCUUCGGCCAGAUUGAUGCGGACCCCGAGCAGCUCGUGCUCAUAGUAUCCUACACGACUGAAGUUCACCACUUCGAUGAGUAUGGGAAUCCUGUCAGAUCAGAGUCGCAGCCUGGGCAGAAAAUCAUUCGUGUUCCGCGAGGCAUGCGAGGAUCCGAGGUUCGCGGACUCACUCAGGAGGUCAUGGAGAAGUUUAAGAAGUACAUCCCAGUUUCGAAGGCUGGCGAAGUUGAGCAAUUAUUGAUGGCGCUGGCAGAGCACGAGGCAGGGCAGCUUGACCAGCGCCAGCACCCGCUGCACCAGCCACAGCCUGGACGGCAGGAGCCGCCUCCUCCGCCGCCACCGCCUCCACCGCCAGCCCCACAGCAGCGUCGGCAGGAGCCUUUGCUACCGCAAGCAGAUGUUCGGAACAUCGAGGAUUAUGCUGACCAGCUCUACGAGGACCGCAUGGAGAAAAAGGUCGUCGGGGUGAAACACAUCCUGAGAGUCUGCACAGAGCCAACGAACUUGGAAAUCCUGGCCGAGCACGAGAAUUUGUUACAGGUGCUCAGCCGCGAGCUCCGGGAGAACUCCAAGAAGAGUUUCGACCUGUCUGUGGUGACUGUCUGCGUCUUCCUGUGUUUUUCCCAUUUCUCACAGUUUCAUCCCGUGCUGAUGCAGAACCAAAUUGGCGAUGUCACCAUGCGGGUUAUGGAAUACGAGAGCCAAAGGGCUCAGGUGCGGAGGGAAGAUAUGGAAAGGAGGCAGCGGAGGGUGCAAGAGCUUGAACUUGAAGAGAAAUGCACGGCUGAGGACAAGAAGUUGUUGGCCAAGGACGAAAAGAAGUACAAGCUCCAGAUGAGAAAGCAGAACAAGCUUAUGCACGUGUGUCUGUGUGUUCUGCUCAACCUGGCAGAGGAAAUCUCAAUCGAGAAGAAGAUGGUCAAUCGGAAAAUGCCGACACUCCUGCUGCAGCUACUGGACAGGAGUCAGGAAGACCUGCUGUUGGGGGUCCUGACCUUCUUGAAGAAGCUUAGCGUCUUCGAGGAGAACAAGGAUCAGAUUGCCGUACCUCAGACCUUGAACAACUUGGUCAGAUUGGCACAGCAUCCCAAUGCUCGAAUCUCGCUAUUGGCGCUUCGUCUUUUGUUUAAUCUAUCCUUUGAUGAGAGAGUGCGAGCUGCUUUGGUGGAGUCGGGCAUCAUCAAGCUGCUGGUUGAUCUUCUGAAGAAUCCACCUUUCCGCCAUAUAGUCUUGCGCCUGUUGUACCACUUCUCCAUGGACGACCGCUGCAAGUCACUCAUGGCAUACCACAGGGAUGGCAUGAUCAUGCUGCUCCAGCUGGUUGUCCAUUUUCCGGAGCCACGGGUGGGAAAGGAUUUAGUGGCCCUGAUGGUGAAUCUCGCCGCGCAUGCUCGCGCAGCAGAGGUCAUUGUGCAAAGCGGCCUGUUUCCAGCAAUUGUUCUCCGCGUAUUGAAGCACCGGGACCCUUUGCUCUGCAAGGUGAUACGGCACGUCGCCUCACAUUCGGGCGUGCUAGAACAAAUGUACGAGCUUCUACAGAGCGAAGAUGUUCGCAUGGCCAAGUGGAUGCAUGAGUUCGUCCGCAUGGCAGGGUCCUCUGUUGACAACCCAGAUAUGCUGGUGGAGGUGCUGGGAACUCUGGCCAAUGUCACACUGGAGGAGGUGCCUUGGGCCGAGCUCUGUGAGGAGGGGCUCCUGGAGCUGCUGACGCGGCUCCUGGUCCCCAGCUUCUCCGAGGAUGACUUGGUGCUCGAGUGCGUGCUCUUGGCGAGCAACCUCGCUUGCUGUCCAGAAUCAGCGCAGCACAUUGCGGGCUCGCGACUACCGGCACUGAUGCAGGACUUGUUAGUGGAGAAGCGAGAGGACGAGGAAAUUGUCGUGCAGUUGCUCUUUGUAUUCCACUGCCUGCUGCAUCACGACGAGGUUCGCGAAUAUGUUCUGCAAGAGACGGAGCUGGCGCCUUGCAUCAUGAGGUUCGCACGAGCGCGAAAUCCUCUGGUUCUAGAGUAUGCAACUGCUCUGCUGCAGAUCGUAGCGACCACCAACGAUGCUCCGGGUGCUGAGGAUGGAACUCCAGCUUGGGUAGAGCAGAUCAAGGCCUUCCGCUUUGAGCAGCAUAACCCAGAAUGGUGCAGAUGUGUCACCAGAGAGCUGAGUGGUGGUACUGGCAUGUCUCCUGGUGGAGCAUAUGGCGGUUACUAUGACGAUCAUGAGGGCAGUGGGGCGGAGGAUGAAGAAGAGUUCGCAUUCCACUGGGCGGGUGUUGACGCUGCCGAUCCUCGAGACCUUGCGAAGCGCGAUUGGGCCAACCAGGAUUUCGCAAAGCUUUCCCAUUCCAGCCGGUGGCAAACAUGA